AUGGAUAGGGGCUUGCCAGAAACGGAUCUGGGGAUGGAUCUUAUUGAACAGUGGGAUUGGCAGCGGUUUAGGGAGGCUGAGAGUAUGGAGUUGGAGGAUGAAGAGGAUAGUGCGAUGCAGACGCAAACGAGCAUUGAGAAUGGGGCAAAGGUCAAGGAGACGACAAAAGAUGUUGGUCGGAUGGUAGAAGCUGGUGAGGUGGAUCCGAGAGGAUCACAGAAUUUACUUUUACCACAGUGUGAUGGGCCGGCUGAUGACGAGGAUGUGAUUGAGGAAAAUGGAUCGGUAUCAAAAAUUGGCAUUGAAGAUAUGGAUGUAGAAUCGCGUCAAGCGAUUUUGCUACAGUGCGAUGGCCAGGCUGUAUCCAUAUCGAAAAUCGGGGGCGGAGAUGUCGAUGUGAGUUCUCGACGUGAUGAUACAGCAGCCUCAGAUAUACCCACGGAGGAAGGGUUGGACAAAAACGCUCCCGUGGCCCAAAAGCAAAAAAUGGUUAUGGAAGACGUCAAGUCGUACAAGGAAGAAAGUGGAGCAAUUUCGGAAAAAUACAAUGAUACGGCAGAUGGGCAAGAAGACCAAGAGAUGAAUCUAGCUGGUGAUAAAAGCAUUCCCGAUUUUCCUGAGGAGGAGAUUGGCGAUCAAGAAUUGGUCAAAGUUGAUGAACCAGCUUUACUCGAGGAAACUCGUAAGAAUACUUUAAAGACAAUCACAACAACUACUGAAAUGACAAUUGACUCUAGUCUCAUCGCGGAUGCUGAUCCUUUUGGAGGAAAAAUCUAUUUUGAGAAACAAAUCCACGACAAGUCAGAUGAUAAGAUCAAGGAUUCGGGAUUAGACAGCGAGAAUCCCGUGUCAGAGAGGGGCAACGACAUCUCGAACUCGGAAAAAGCUGUCACCGAGAUAGGAGCUGGGUUAGUAAUUGAUAAAUUUAUCGAUGAAGAGACCAAUCAGAUCGGAAAAAUUUGCGACCAUGUUCCAACUUCGAACACCACGUAUUCCGAAACGAUUGUUGAGACUGAAAGGAUUGUUAACAAAGAUGCAAAUUCUGGGAACGAAGAUCAUGGUGCUGAAAGCAUUACCAGCGGGUUCCUGAGUAAUGAAGAUUUAAGGGACCUUGAAGGGAAGCCGAGCUCAAUAUCUAUUCUGGAACAAUCACCUGUUGAAUUCGCGCCCGGAGACGAUUUUUUGGAAGGAGCCCCGUCAAUAGAUGAGAAUAUUACGAAUUCCACGAAUACGGGAAAUGUGUCAAAUCCCUCUCAUAUUCAAGAUCUCAGAAUCACUAAUCAACUACCCGUGGAUGAUGACAGCUUGAACGAUGUUGAAUUGCCUUCACUUUCCAGGUUGGAAGCUCCAGUGCAGCCAAGCCAGGUAGAAAUUCCGGAUAGCGAUGCGAUCACAGAAUCAAGUCAACAAUCUCCGCAAAAACUCAGUCAUAAUAGAAACACAUUCGAUAGCUCGGUGAAAUACGGAAAGAAUGUGGAAAUGGCCACAGGAGUCGAUGCUGUCGGAGAAGAAAAUGAGGAUCUGGAGGCCGAAGAUGCUAUGAGCUCGUUUGGGAGAGAAUGUGCUACAAGUUCCAUCGACCCAAAGAAAAAUCUCAAAGAGCUAGAAACAAUGGAAUCCGAAACUUCACAGAAUGGAAUAGAUGAUUUUGAAGAGAUUCGAGAGCCGGCUGAGCGUGCGCUGAUUGGUUCUGCCGGGAAAGUGGAGGAAGAUUCUAGAGCCGACGAAGAUAAUACAGAUAUUCAGCUGUCUACUACUCAGAUAUCACCGCAAAAACCAACAAAUAAGAGGGGUCGACCACCAGGAAUCAGAAGAUCUAAAAUGGCCAACAGUCAAGCUGACGAAGAAAAUAUUGAAAGCAAAGCAAUGCUUGUCGAAGUUGGCCCAGAUAAGUCAAUGGGUAUGGAGGACGAGGAAGACUCAAGCGUACGAAGUCCCGUGGCCGAGAGGAAGAAACGAGGCAGACCAUCUACCAGGAAGAUUUCUACAUUAUCUGUCGAUGAGCAUAUUGACAAACUAGAUGACGCAAUGGAGCAUAUAGCUCCCACAGAUGCCACAGCAGAUGAUUCCUCUCCAAAUAGCCCCGUACCUGAGAAGAGGAACCCAGGACGAUCAUCUAGCAGAAAGGUAUCCUUGUUAUCUGCUGAUGAGCUUGCCAUGGAAGAGGAUAAAGCAGCUGUGGAUCCACCAAAAAGACACGAAACCACUCUUACCAACAAAUCGGCUGAGGCACAUUCAUCUCCGAGAAAACUCCCAGCAGACAAGGUAUAUCCAAGUAGCCUUACACCCGAAAAGAGAAAGCGCGGAAGGCCAUCCGGGAGAAAAAAUUCCACGUUGUCUACUGUUACAAAUGAUGAUGAAGAUCUUGAGAGGGAGAAGGUUUUGAUGGAUGGGAAUACUAUAAAUUCGAACGUCUGUUGCAAAUCAAGAGAUGAGCCAACUGGAAACAAUCCUAUUCAUUCCAUGCAAGAGAUGAAGAGAAAAUGGAGAUCGGCGGGUAGAAACCCUUCAAAUUUGAUUCUUGAGGAGAACUAUUCCGAGGGACCAGACGGAGAAUUGGAUGAGUUAGAUGGCGUAACAGCAAUUGCCCCAGUCGAGAUUAUUGAGAAUCAUGAUGAGUCUAGAAUCAAUGAUUCGAUGGAUGAAAUAACCGCGAAUUCGUCUUCGCCUGUCAAACGAAAGAGAGGAAGACCAGCCGGGAGAAAGUCUUCGGGCUUGAGUCCCGAGAAAACCAACACUGAAGAAGUUGCCAGACAUGAUUCGAGUAACGUUUCAGUGAUUAUACCUGGAGAUAUUGAAAUGGAACAAGCUACGCCUAGUCACAAAUCUACUGGAAAGUAUAUUGCUAUCCCAUCUUCAUCCGUCAAGGGAAAGAGGGGAAGACCUGCAGGACGUAAAUCUUCUGGGGUUGAAGCAGAAAAUACAGAACCUGACGAGUUAUCGUACGAGGCUUCACCAUUGCCUCACAAUCAUGUUGAUGUACAAGUCACCCCAUCCGAGGAAGCAAGUGAUGAUUCAGAUGAAAGCUCGUCUGUACGACCGAAUAAAAAGGGUCGACCUGGUCGAAAGACAUCAGAACUGAAUCCCGAGAAAACACACGUCAACGAAGCUGUCAACGAAAGCUCUGGAAUUGUUACAACGGAAGAAACCUCAGAGAGCAUCGCGAAGGAGUCUAUAGGCGAUGUUCAUUUCAUUGAUGAACUAGCUGAUCUCGAUUCCUCACCAGUGAAGAGAAAGAGGGGAAGACCUGCUAGCCGAAAGGUGUCUCGACUAAGUCCGGAAAAGAUAACUGUUGACGAUGCUCCAAACAUUCCAAAGAAGGCUAUUACUGAUGCUAGUGUCGGUGAGCCAGUAUCUGAGACGCAAUCACUUGAUGAGCCGCAAGAUUCUGCCAACACAUUACCCGAAAAGAAAAAGAGAGGUAGACCGGUUAGUCGUAAGGUCUCCGCAGUGACUGAUCCAAACAAGGGGCCCAUUAAACCUCCAGAAGCAAGUCAAAUGGUCAUUGCAUUACAAGAGACUGUAGCCGCAAGAAGUGAUCAACCAGUUGUGAUCAGUUCUUCGCCAGAGAAAAGAAAAAGAGGCAGACCUUCCAGUCACAACUCUUCUAGUGUUAUUACCGCGAACAAGGGUAUCAUUGGAACUGCCGAAGCAAGUUCCAGCAAUGCUGCUACAAAAGCUUCCGACAAAGUUGUGGAUCCCGAUAUCAACGAAUCUGCACCUGAUCCUAGCCUACUGGCCAACGCUUCACCCGAGAAGAGAAAAAGAGGUCGACCUGCUCGCAAAGAUUCUAGCUUGAAUCUCAGGAAUGGUACCGUGAAGGGUAUUUCGAAUGAUGUUAGUAGUGGUGGUAAGAAUGUCCCGACCGAGAUUGUUGACUCAGAUGAGGAAGAAGACGCGCUACUCAAUGAAUCGCCGCCUUCAAAAAAGGUUAGGCCAGAACCAAGAAUGAGAGGCCGACCACCUGGAACUAAAGACUUGGGUGCCAGUACUGAAGACACAAAAUCUGGCGAAGAAGAUUCGACAGGAGUAUUGAGCAGCAGGGCUAAGAGUGGUGGGACGAAUCAGGUAGUUACACAGAUUGAGGAAAAACCACCUGCAUCAGAGAAGAAGAAACGAGGUCGACCCUCCGCAGCUAAACCUAGGCGAAUUAGUAAUAGCGAUUCUGAUGUUGCAGACGAAGAGCAACAAAUAACCGACAAAUUUGAGCUUCGUAGCAUUGAAAGUGAGGACCUUGACGAAGAAGCAGAAGAGGCUAACGAGCAAGAAGAGCCGGUGGUUGAGAAGAAGAAAAGGGGAAGACCAAGCUUACUCAAGAACAAAGGGAAGCAGACUGCAAAAGCUUCAGAGCCCGUAGAUCAAGAUGUCACUAUCAACGAAAAGAUAUCUACCGCUGGUGGUACUAAAAACAAAGUAUCCGGAAGUCAAGUAUCAACAUUGUCAAAUACUCCCUCCUCCCAACGCCAAGAUGCGUUUUUAGCCGAGAUCAAAGCGCUGAAACUUACAUCAAUCCAAACACGCAACGCGAAUCUCAAAGCAGAAAUUGCACAAAAACAGGAGAAAAUACAGCAAAUCACGGAAGGAUUGGAGAAACCGGCGAAGCAAACGGUCAAGCGACAUAUUAGGUUGUUGCAUGAUUAUAAUGAUAUCAAGGAUGUGGGACAGGGGCUGCUGGGUAUGAUUGCCGAUAAUAGGGGUGUGAGGGUUGGGGAAAUGUAUGAGGAAUUUGGGUUGGGGAUUGCGGAUUAG
Botrytis byssoidea is the source of this 4749-nucleotide messenger RNA. RefSeq lists its product as uncharacterized. NCBI's taxonomy places the organism in Eukaryota, Fungi, Ascomycota, Leotiomycetes, Helotiales, Sclerotiniaceae. Bases 1 to 4749 code for a protein of 1582 amino acids. The record is from RefSeq and is a predicted model, not a curated record. Gene Ontology annotation, biological process: double-strand break repair via homologous recombination; meiotic joint molecule formation; meiotic DNA recombinase assembly involved in reciprocal meiotic recombination. Gene Ontology annotation, cellular component: Swi5-Sfr1 complex; Swi5-Swi2 complex. Gene Ontology annotation, molecular function: DNA binding. The transcript has 2 exons.